Molecule: messenger RNA, 3523 nt
Organism: Linum trigynum
Lineage: Eukaryota; Viridiplantae; Streptophyta; Magnoliopsida; Malpighiales; Linaceae
Source: the annotation of a GenBank genome assembly
GUUCCCGCACCCAAAACGAGAUGGGACAUGUCAUUGUCAUGCAGUGACUACAGUAGUCCAUAAAUUAUUAGGAAUCUUUUCCACACAAAACCGUCCAAGCCGUCCGAGAAAUCCACUAGCUAGUGCAACGUUGGUGAACAUAUGUAAUGUUAUGUUCUAUUGGAGUGAUUUUAGAUUCCUAGUGUACGUUUCCAUUUGGUAGUUAACUCCAGAGCUAACCCAGAAUCAUUGACGACAACCAAAAAAUGCUUCAAUCUUUCACGACAAAAACCCUCCCCUCCGCCCAUUUCCCACAACAAAACAAACAACACCUCCCAGAAACAAAAAGCUAGAUAGCUUAACUAUAUGGUCGCGAUGAUCAGGCAUCAUCAUCAUUGGCCUUAGCUUUCUGUCCUUCUCUCUUACUGUUAGUGCGCAUCCAUCCAUCCACACAAAGCAAAAAAAGCCCCCACCUUUCCCAUUAUCCCCCUGGUUUACCUUCAGCAGAGCAGGAGCAAUGGAUUGGAAGCCUCUCAUCUCCUGUAUAAAUAGAGAGCUCCUUACAUUUGUAUUUGCGUACACUGCAUAGAGAGAGACACAGAGCAAGUCUAAACUCAGACAGUACCCCUGUUUUCUCCUCCCCUGCUUCUUCUAAAUUUAGGCUCCCUCUCCAUAACUCACACAUUCUUCCCUCUUAUUGUUUAUAAUUUUUCGACCAUUGCACGAAAACAAGAAAGAGAUUAAAUGGGUACCACCAGAGCAUCAUUUUUCUCCUUCUCCUUCUUGUACGUUGUUGUAGCCAUUCUUGUACUGCCACUUGGUCUCGCCUCUGCCAACAAUGCUUCUUCUGUGAGCUUUGGUUACUCCGGGCCAAAUGGGCCUGCGAAAUGGGGGAGUUUGAGCCCAAAGUACCAGGCAUGUGGAUCUGGCAAAUCCCAGUCCCCUAUCGACAUUAGGAGGAAGGAGGCCGUGGAGGAGAAGAAGCUGCAGAAACUGGAAGGGAAUUAUCGUUCCGUGGGAGCCUCUCUUAUCAACACCGGCCGCAAUGUCAUGGUUCAUUUUGAUGAUUCCCCUGGAGAAUUGGAGAUAGAGGGCAAAACCUACAGACUGAAGCAAAUGCAUUGGCAUUCUCCAUCGGAGCACACCAUUGAUGGCCAGCAGUACGCUUUGGAGCUUCACAUGGUUCACCAGGCAGACGAUGAGAGCUUCGCCGUGGCAGCAAUCCUCUACGAAUAUGGCCCCCAAGACAAAUUCCUGAAAAAGAUGAAAGACGAGCUGCAGGAGCUAGCAAAGGACAAGUACUCGGCGGACGAAGAAGCGCAAGUGCCGCUGAAGAAGAAAAUGAAGUGCAAGAUGCUGAAGAAGAGUACUUCACACCACAAGUACUACAGAUACGUUGGCUCCAUCACUUCUCCGCCGUGCUCCGAGAACGUCAUCUGGUCCGUCCUCGCCCGCCCAAAGACGGUGUCCAGAGAGCAGGUGAAAGCCUUGACAGCGCCAUUGCCAGAUGGAUUCAAGGUUAACGCGAGACCGGUCCAGCCCCUCAAUGGAAGGAGGGUUGAGCUCUUCAAGCAACACUCCCCUUGAUUGAUCCAACGGACAGGGGAAUGAAUGAAAGGAUGUAAAUCUGUUGUUGGUUUUGAUCGCAACAACCUCUCCUCUCGUUGUCGAGUGUGCGUGUGUGUGUCUUGAAUGAUUGAAUGAAUGGAUGAAUGUUGUGCGUGAAGUAAUACCGUAAAUGCAUAUAGUAGUGCUCUUUUGCACCCAUAAGUUAGAGAGGGAACUAGGCAGCCAAACAGACUGCUCUCUGCAGAUCAACAACAUUGCAUGAUGAUUUCCAUGUCUAAGGCCAAAAUUGUUAGCUACCUAGAUGACUUUUUUGUUGUGCAAUAAUAAUAAACAAUAACUAGUUAUUGGGCACACGCUUUGCUACGGAUAUCAUACAUUUGUUUGAGCUAUUCCAAUUUAUAAUUUAAAAUUUAAUUCCUGCGUUUCAAAAGGUAUAACAAUAUGAUAUAUUUUAUAAGAUAUAAUGUUUUACCAAUGAUGCACAUGAUUAUUCUAUCUUUAUCAGCAUCUUGAAUGACUAUUGAUGAAGAUUUGCUAAUAAAUAAGCUAUGAUGAGGGCAUCAACACCAAAGCUAUUACUAUCCUAACAUCGGUGCGAGAGGAGGCUACUCAAAGUGAAGGUCCAAUCACUUGAAGUUAAACCUAAACAUUGAAUACACAACCACAAGCUUAUUUGGCUAAGAGUUUCACAUAAUUUGAGCUUGAAUUAUUCGUGGGACAAGAGAUCACAGUCAUCCAUGUCCAAGAAGAAGAUCCCAACUCGGGAGAAGCAAGGAAUGAGCUUACUUGAUGAUUAAAUCAUCCUUAGUGAGAACACAAGGUGUGAAUGAAACAUUUUGGGCGGAUUCAUCCUUGGUGUGAGCACAAGGUAUGUUUUCAUGAUCAGUGUCACACAACAAGAUUAAUUCAAAGGAAGAAAAAAUUCUACCAAAAAAAAAAAGAUUAAUUCAAAGGGUUUGAUUGAUCAAUGCAAAUCAAACCAAAGAACAUGGUUUUGGUUCUAGGAACUGGAUGAGAUUGAAGUGAAAUUCAACACUUGGGGAAGACACGUUCAAUGUGGGUAGUAGCUCGCCACAAUCGAGUUUUUUUACUCGAUUGAUAGGAGACAAACAAUCUUUGGAGUCCACCAAAGAUCAACCGAAACUUUCAAGCUUGAGCUCGAAGAAUUCUAGAUUAGACUUCAUUCAAUAAUGUCCUCCCCUUUACAAGCUACAAUGAAGCCUUUAUAUAGGCAAAGGAACUUCAUCCUAUGCUUACUAAAAAAGGAAAACUACUAUAACUCUAAUAAGGAAAAACAAACACAAAACAUCUAGAGAAUCUUUCUCAAACUCAGUUUUCAACUUGAUUGAUUGUUGCCUAAGUAACUGGCUUCCUACGCAAGUAACAAAGCUGCACUCCAUACCAACUUAAGGCUCUUCGUUCAAAGGCUUCCAAAUUGAGUCGAGCUCAAUCAAUUCCUUCACGCUCUUCAGCAAGACACAAACUAUAAUUUCCAACUCGCAGCUGACCUCGAGUAUCCCUCAAAUGGUUCGAAUAAGUCUGAAGAGAUGGCACCUCGAAACUAUUCCCAUACUUGGCGAAAAUUAUUGUUUUCAGAACACGUUCUUCCCUUGCCUCAAUUGACUCUUUGAACUUGUGUUAGUAUGGAAGGAACCUUGCGAGAAGGAUUCUUGCUUUAUUUCCUGUUCCUUUUGGUUCUUUGAUUCUGUAGCUAGUAGGAGUCAGAUUUUUUAGUUAAUAAGAAUAGAAACUUGUUUAUAAUGUCUAUAAACAAAGGAUGAUUUUCAUAGGGGCUCAAUAAGUUUUUAUCAAUCAAAAUCCUAAUUUUCUUUCUUGCCCAUUCGGGGAAGGGAAUCGAGCUAGCAAGGAGAUCUCGACGGUAUCAACUAGUCAAUCACUGUAGUUGCGGAGUUACUUCGUAUACUUGACCCUAUUCCCAAUCGUGGUUUCGGAUGGAUAAAAAAAUUAUAAUUGG